Molecule: messenger RNA, 6138 nt
Organism: Pangasianodon hypophthalmus (striped catfish)
Lineage: Eukaryota; Metazoa; Chordata; Actinopteri; Siluriformes; Pangasiidae
Gene: phldb2a
Product: pleckstrin homology-like domain, family B, member 2a
Exons: 18
Coding region: 1148-4279 (1043 amino acids)
Biological process (GO): regulation of microtubule cytoskeleton organization
Cellular component (GO): basal cortex
Source: RefSeq, a predicted model, not a curated record
CAGAUACAGGAACACAGCAACAAAAAUGACAAUAAGUUAAUAUCUAAGGCAACACAACGUAGACACACACAUGCACAUGUAUGUGUACACCCACACACGUACGUACGCAAACCUACAGUCCACUAUCCGAUUCUGGGUCGGACGGUUAGAUGAGCUGUGAUUAUCGUCCAACCCCUUUCGUCCCAAAAGCCCCUCCGAUUGAAUUUUUGCGCGUCGGCGACCACCCAGACGUAGCGAUGGGCGGGAGGAUAGUCGGGGACACGGCCCAGGUCCCUUUCUUUGUCAUGAAGAACACAGAAAUAAGCGUUUGUCAUCCUUGCUAGAUGCACUGAAUGGACCAGAAAACAAAGGAUUUGUUGGAUGAUGGCUUGUUAGUGGGUCCCUUAUUCUAUCAGCCAUAGAGGGAAAACCCAGAGCCCUUUCAGGUGUCCAGAAAUGGUGAACUCAUGGUGAAGGAUUGUGUUGCUGAUGGUGUAAAAUGAUCCCUUACUUCCUGUGAAGGCUCAUUCCACCUACACAUAUACUGCAGAAGUGGAAGACUGAGGCUGAAGUGCUGAUGUAUUUGUGGGUGUGAGUACUAUAGAAAAUGAGUACAGAUGUGGUUCAGGUUUCUGCAGCUCUGUUUGUGGGGUUUUAAAUGCUGAUACGAUAUACAGUUUAUUUGUUGAUUUGUUGGAUAGUGGAUUUCUGAAGAUGGUUAUUUCAGAGAAAGGAUAUACUAGGGAUUUAAAUGGACUCUUACCCCAUCAGAGAAUCAAGACACAGCCUGAAAUAUGAUCUUUCCCCUUUCUGCAUCUGCUAUUCCACUCAAUAUUGUCUUUCUGUUUAUGUAUUUCUCUCUUGAGAGGAGCAUAGAAGAAAAAAGUAGGAUUUCACUGGGUGGCUCCUUGAAGUAAUCACUUAUGUAAUUCCAGAAUCCGGAGACAUUAUUUCAUUGUUGAAAUGAGUUUGUAUCCUAUAGUUUAUGGCUAGAGUAUCUGCUAGAAGGGGAUGAAUAAAUUUAUGUUACUCACUAAGAUCUCAAAAACGUUGUACCUUUUUUCAUACUGAAAAUGUGCUGGGCUUUAGAUACAUGGAUAUGUAUCUGUAGAAUCAUAUAUCAUGGAUAUGUAUCUGUGCUGUAUCCUGAAGAGACAACUUGAAGAAAAUGCUGCCUCAGAAAAGUGUCGGUCCUUCACUGGCCUGUAGCAAAAAAGAUUGUGGAAAGAUAUACACCAAUGGUGGCUCUGUGGGCAGCUCCAGUGUCCGAGGCACCCGGUCAAAAGCAGAGCUCCAAGAGCUGAUGGAUAGCUUGCAGCGAAGGAAGGCAGCCGUGGAAGCCAGCAUACGGGCUAAUGCAGAGCGCCACCCCUACCUCAGCCUCUCCCCUCCACCUAGUCCUCAUUCCACCAAAUCACUCCUUCAAGAGCAUCCGUCCCUCUCUGUUCGUGUCCCUUCCUCCUACAGCCUCAGUAUGCCUCCUUCCCCUCGUCAUUCAGACUGUGUGACAAGCCCAGUCCACACUCACACUCGCACCCGCCACCAAUCUCAGGACAACCUUUCACUCUUUCAGUUGUUUGACAGCCGCCGUCCCAACACAGCCAGCUCCAAUCUCUCCAUGUGGAAUGGUGCCUCCUACACGUCAGAUGCUUUUAAUGUAUACCAUCGUGGCCCUAGUGGAGCUGCAAGCAUGCCCUCCAGUCCUAGGUUGGGCCGAAAGCUUCUAGCACGUGAUGGAGAUGCCAUUAAUGAUCCUCCACCUCGCCAGAGGAAAUAUUCCACUGGUUCUCUGAAUGGGUUAGGAGGACACAGUCGUUCCCUUCCCAGGUUGUAUCGAGGGGAUGCUCCUUCCCUCUCUCUGCCCCCUCGGCGCUCAUCCAGGGCAAGAUGCAGCCUCCCAUCCCUUGACCGCCCUCCAGACGUGACCGUAACAUCCCUGAGCAAUGAUCUCGGCCUCGAGAGGACGUUCUUGUUUGGGAAGGGAGGAGUAAGCCCAGGGAUGGGCCAGUGGAGGGGUAGCAUCAGUUCACUAAGCAGCAAAAAUGAGCUUCGGGAUUACCAUCAGAGACAGAGAGAUGAGAGGUUACGGGAACAGGAAGUGGAGAGACUGGAGCGUCAGCGUCUGGAAACCAUACUGAGCCUAUGCUCUGAACUGGGCAGCUCAGAAUCAGGUUACCGUGAACACAGCCCUGGUGUCUGUGCCAUAUCUGACCUGCAGAAGAUCAAUCAUGAGCUGGAGAAGCUGCAGGUUUCGGAUGAUGAGUCUGCGUUCUCUGACUUGCUCAUCGUAGUUGCUCCAGAGGAUGGCUCGGUGGUUAAGGGUAGAGGAGAGAGACAGCUACAGACCACCAACAUCCCGCGAACCACUGUGAGUUCACCCUCACCACACAUACACAACAAGACAUCAGAAGACAUGCAGAGUAAACAGGAACUGACCCGGAUAGAGGAGGAAAGGAUUCAAGUCCUCAACAACAUUGAAGAGCUGGAGCAGAAGAUCAAGGAUUUAGACACACAGUUGGAUGAGUCUAUUAGAGAGAUGGAGGUGGAGAGGGCCCUGCUGGAAGGCGAGCAGAAUGAAGAGCUCACUCUCCUGCAAGCAGAUAAGGAUUCUCUAGAGAAGCUAAAUGAAAAGAUGAGCAAAAUGGAGAAAGCCACAAAUAUCGAUAUGACCGACAAGGACAAGGCACUGUUGGAGACUGAGAGAGUUAAAGUAGAGAAGCUAGCAGAGCUGGUCUUGGAGCAGAAGAGCCAGCUGGACUCAUGUCCUGAAGCACUGAAGGAACAACUUCAGAGUCAGCUCGCCAGGGACACAGAGAUGUUGGAGACAGAAAUGAAGCGUUUUGAGGAUCUCGAGUUUCAGCAGCUAGAGAAAGAGAGCAGUCAGGCUGAAGAGAAAGAGACACAGAUCCAGCAACUCCUCCGAGAGAUUGCUGAGUACCAGCACAGCUUAAUCACACGCAAGGAGAGGCUCCUGACCUUGAAGAAACAAUCCAGUCAGAUUACCCAGCAGGCUCAGCGGGAGAAGGAGAACUUCCUCAAAGAGAGGAGCAAUCUACAUCUCAUGUUACAAAGAGAGCGACAGAAUCUUUCCACUCUGGAGAGGAAGUAUGCAGAACUGACAGGUGGCCAGACCUUCCCUCUGAAUCCUGUGUCUAUGAAAGAGCAUUUUCGCUCCAUGGAGGUAAGAAGGAGGAGUAAUAGCAAUAAAGAAGGUGGGCCUAUGCUGAACGACAGCAUUGUGUCCCAUAAAAGGGAGAGACGCAGUUCUGGAAGCUUCGGUAGUUCCACAUUGGACUGCAGCUUAUACCCUAAGUCCCAUCUGCCCCUGUCUCAGAGUUCCAGCUGUGGUAGCAUGCCCCCUCGUGCUCUCUCUCUCACCCGAAGAGACCUAGACACUCGUUGCAUGCUCAAGGCUGGUCACCUGUAUUUGAAUGACGGCAGGCAGAGGCUGAGUGAGAUAAGCAGCACCUCUAGGACCGUGUCAGAGUCAAACGUCUACUUGAACACCUUUCACCACUCGGACAAUAGUGCUAACUUUGAUACCGUCAGUGUGGAGAGUUCAGACAGCCUGGAGACAAGCAUCUCAGCCUGCUCUCCUGACAACAUCUCCAGCAGUGCCAGCAUAUCUAAUGUGGUUAAGAUAGAGGAGAUGGAGCAUCUGCUCAGAGAGGCACAGGCAGAGAAGAACAGACUCCUGGAGCACAGGGAGAGAGAAAUUGAGCAGCGCCGACAGGCUCUAGAGGAGGAGAGAAGGAGGCGAGAGGAACUGGAAAGGCGACUUAAGGAGGAGACCAACAUAAGGCAGAAACUUAUCGAAAGAGAGGUAAAGCUCCGAGAGAAGCAAAGAACACAGUCUCGUCCACUGACACGUUACCUGCCGGUUAGGAGGGAUGACUUUGACCUACGGAGUCACAUUGAGGCAGCAGGUCAUCAUCCUGACACCUGCUUUCACCUUGUUAUCACUGACAAGACAUGCCGAGGCUUUCUAGUCAAAAUGGGAGGGAAAAUCAAGACCUGGAAAAAGCGCUGGUUUGUUUUUGACCGAAAUCGCAGGACCCUGGCAUACUAUGCAGAUAAGCAUGAAGCAAAAACAAAGGGUGUCAUCUACUUCCAGGCUAUUGAGGAAGUGUAUUAUGAUCAUCUUAAGAAUGCACAUAAGAGUCCAAACCCUUCACUGACAUUCAGCGUAAAGACACAUGAUCGCGUGUACUUCAUGGUAGCGCCGUCUCCAGAGGCCAUGCGGAUCUGGAUGGAUGUGAUUGUUACGGGAGCAGAGGGUUAUUCACACUUUCUGGUUUGAGCAGCAGCUUUCUGCAGUGAUCCAUCUUGGUUUGUUUCAGCCUUUGGAAAGGACCUGCUAUUUGAGGAAACCUUUUUCUAGCUCACCUUUAUACGUGACAUUAUAUACAUUAUAAUAGGGUGGUGUGAGAAUCACAGCAAAGUAUAGAAAUACUGGUGCUUUCUUUCAGUACAGGUUUUCUAUUCAGAGGCUGAGAAAGAUAUUAAAUAUAUACAAUAUUAAAAAUAAACAAUUAUCAUAGCCAGAUCUGAUUUUUUCCCUCUAAACCUGUGUAUGCUGUCCCAUUUUUGAGUUUCAGUGUGAUGUAAUGCUGGAAACACCCUUCUGCAUGGCACCAAUAUUUUUGCUUUUGCCCUACUUUAUUCCAUUUUAGGAACAUGCUAACCAGAGACAAUGUUACCUUAUUCUAUUUUAACUACUUGUGUAUAACCUUCAAUCAUAUUUUUUCUUGUUCUUUUAAAGUGCCUUGAUUUUCCAAUAUAAGUAGGCAUGUUUUGCCUAUAUAUUUUUUAACUUUAAAAAAAGAAAUUUAUUUAAAGCUUUUUCUGAUAUAUAGGGUUUUCUUUUCAUUUGCCAGGAAUGUCUGUCAAGACAUAAGUCAAAUUUGGUGCUUUUUUAUUGCUCACAGUAAAACAGAAGCAGGAUAUAGAUCACCAAAGGCAGGACAUAGAUCACCAAAGACAUGCCUUAUUUGAAUAUCUGUAUUGCGUGAAUGCAUACAAGGUAGGCCUUAAGUUCCCAUUAAUUUUUUUCUCGCUUGUUAAUUAAAUAGGCUUUUGCUUUUCUAUUUUCCCCUGAAUUGUUAUAAUGACAAGCUAAAUAGAGCCAGUUUAUCAGAAAAUAAUACGAUCCGUUUCUGUCAUUGUUGAAGCUAAUAUUUCAGCAGCACCAGCCAUAACAGACCAUAGUAAAGGCCUGUUUCCUGUAGGCCUGUUAAAUUCAGAGGUACAGAGAAAAAGAUUUCUUUUGUUAAAAAAAGUUACCAUUGUCCUUUGAUUUAUUGGCUGUAAAAAUUCCAUAUGUCAGUGUAUUUAAUGACUGCUCUGAAGUCUUAAAAGAGAGCCAUUCUUUUGGUAUUAUUUUUAUUUUAUUAUUAGGAAAUAUAUGAGCAAUAAUAAUUAGCCCUGGUGUAGCAUCAAAAUACUAAGAAUUAGAUUAUUAUCAGGUUUAAGGUGGUGUGCAAGACAAAAUUAUCAUGACAAUGAUAAACUAUUUCAGGGUCAUUUGAUGACAGGAACAUAGUUGGAGGUCUGUUUUUAACAGGUACCAAAAUGUCAUGGAUUAUUGUCAACCCUAUAUCAGUAUUAAUUUGUACACUCGUCUUUAUCCACAAAUACAUUACAAAACGAUGUUUAUGACUGAUGAGAUUGUGGUACUUAGUUGGAUAAUAAUAUUGCAAUGGGUUUAAUGCAAGGAGGCUGCACAAACAGCAAGUGUAUCAGACAUGUACCUGUAUACUGAACAUUUGCGAGCUUAUGUCUACAAGAGAUAUUUGAACAAGCAUUCACUGUACUAGGUGUUGCCAUUGGCCUUAUCAGACUCUGAUAUGUCUCCAGUUUGAGAAAGGAAUUACCAAUAAUAGCAUACAUGUUUUUAAUUAUUUAACAUGUAUUACGAUAUUUUUGUAAUCAAUUUUAUACAUAAUUUAAACCAUUCAGUAUUAUUAAAUGAAGUAGUAGUUUUUUCAUCAGUUAGAAUGUAAUCCAUAAUAGCAAACUUCUCCAACUGAGCAUGAACAGUUUAAUUCAUACUGUACAUUAAAUUUGAGGUAAACCUGACCUUAAAGAUCUUAUUUUUUGGAAAGUUGUCCUUAUAUUUACAUUGCAUUAUAUUGCAUAAUAAAUGAUCUGUAAACAUGA